CACCUUCUUUUAUUUUUGCCCCUUAUUCUCCUUCUCACUUUAUCAUCACUCACUCUUUCUCUCUCUCUGCGCGCCAACCAACCCUCUCUCUUCUUGUUGAUGUGAUUCUCCACUAUAUUUUGAAGAACCCCAUCAACCUUUACAAAAGCAAAGGAUCAAGAACCAUGGUUUUUUCCUCCAUUCCAGCUUAUCUUGAUCCAUCCAACUGGCAACAGCAGCAACCAAACCCUCAAACUGCAGGGACGUCUAGCAGUGGAAAUCCUCAUCUUCCACUUCCGCCACAGCCGCCGCCACCGCUGCCUCAGCCUCAUGUGGCCGGCGUCACGGGCUCAAUCCGACCUGGUUCGAUGGCUGAUCGAGCCCGGCUCGCCAACAUCCCCAUGCCAGAGGCUGCCCUCAAAUGCCCUAGAUGCGAUUCCUCAAACACCAAGUUCUGCUACUUCAAUAACUACAGCCUCUCGCAGCCCCGCCACUUCUGCAAGGCCUGCCGGCGGUACUGGACCAGAGGCGGUGCUCUCAGAAACGUCCCAGUCGGAGGCGGCUGCCGGAGAAACAAGAGGAGCAAGGGCAGCAGCUCUAAAUCUCCAGUUAGCAGUGACCGGCAAACUAGCAGCGGCUCCGCAAGUGCAGCUUCCUCUACUAGUACUGGAACCGCCAGUAUUUUAGGCCUCACGCCACAAAUUCCACCGUUGCGCUUCAUGGCCCCUCUAAGCCAGCUCUCUGAUUAUGGUGCCGGCGAGAUCAGCUUGGGUUACAGCGGCGUUUCAGCGCCUUUGGCGGCGAUUACAAGUGACAUGAAUUUCCAGCUAGGAAGCAUGUCACUUGGUGGAGGUGUUGGUGGUGCUUAUAUGCCGGCGGCCGGCGGCUUCGACCAGUGGCGACUACAACCGACCCAGAUCUCUUCGCUAGCAGCCGGAUUGGAUUUGCCAUCUGGGUUAUAUCCAUUUCAAAGCGGCCUAGAGCCCUUAUCCGGCGCCUACGGUGGUGAAGGCAGCCAAAUCAGGCCGAAACAGACAGCAUCGGGGAUCGGUCAACCGGCUAAUUCAGUGAAAAUGGAAGACAAUCAGCAAGAUGUGAAUUUGUCAAGGCAAUUCCUAGGACUCCCUGGAAAUGAUCAGUAUUGGAGUACUGCUGGUUCUGGAUGGAAUAUUAAUGACCUUUCUGGAUUUAGCUCUUCUUCAACUACCAAUCCCUUGUGAUUAAUUAAGCUCUCCAUCUGGUAGUGUGACCUUAAUUUAAAUUGCCAUAGUGAAUCUUAGUAACCCCCCCCCCCCCCCCCCCCCCAACCAAAGCUUCAAGGGUAUUGGAGAUAGUUUUAUUUGCAAAACAUGGUUCCAGUCCAAAUCUUAUAGUGGCAAAAAUGGAGGAAGACUGAUGGUGGAGUGAGAGCUUGUGAUCACUCUAAUAUUGCCUACAAACCCUAGAAAUCAAUAUUAGCUAAUGCUUUGUUUUGUUUCGUUUAAUUUUGUUUUGUUUCAUGCUUGAACAUGUUUACAAAGAUGAAUUAAUGUAUGAGGUGUUGUAGCUUUUAUAUUGGA
Messenger RNA from Diospyros lotus (date-plum), 1538 nucleotides. RefSeq names its product dof zinc finger protein DOF5.1-like. The transcript has 2 exons. Gene Ontology annotation, molecular function: DNA-binding transcription factor activity; DNA binding. Gene Ontology annotation, biological process: regulation of DNA-templated transcription. Lineage: Eukaryota; Viridiplantae; Streptophyta; Magnoliopsida; Ericales; Ebenaceae. The record is from RefSeq and is a predicted model, not a curated record. Bases 165 to 1199 code for a protein of 344 amino acids.